This is a messenger RNA of Pundamilia nyererei, 881 nucleotides long. Its product is annotated as OX-2 membrane glycoprotein-like. Gene Ontology annotation, cellular component: cell surface; axon; neuronal cell body. The record is from RefSeq and is a predicted model, not a curated record. Bases 78 to 818 code for a protein of 246 amino acids. The transcript has 4 exons. Gene Ontology annotation, biological process: heterotypic cell-cell adhesion; negative regulation of neuroinflammatory response. NCBI's taxonomy places the organism in Eukaryota, Metazoa, Chordata, Actinopteri, Cichliformes, Cichlidae. Gene Ontology annotation, molecular function: cell-cell adhesion mediator activity.
GUUGUUGUCCUCGCCCAGAUCCUAAUCUCUGAGCUGCUGAUGUUAUCCAGAACAUUAGUUAAAUAUUAACACAGUCUAUGCAGGGUGCUUACUGGAUUACCUUUUGGCUUUUACCGGCAGGUGUGCUGCAGGUUACUUGGCAAAGGUUCGUCAAGGGGACAGUGGAGGACAUGGCAACAUACAGCGAGCGCUUUGGAAUAGAUGUAAACACGCCCUACCGUGGAAAGGUGCUCGUUACGAAAGAGUCUUUCAGCCCUUCGGCGAUCAAACUGACGAAUCUCACAUGGGAGGAUGAGAGUUGUUUAUUCUGCGCCUUUAACAUCUUUCCUGGCGGCUCAAAAAGAAGCCAGAUUUGCCUCAAAGUGCAAGGGAUAUCAAAGGUGAACACAAUGCACCACGCAAAGCAAGAUGGAGAAGUUGUGUUUAGCUGCUCCGCCACAGGCAAACCAGCUCCCACCAUAGAGUGGGACCUUUCAGAUGGAGCCGCAAUCGCAGAAGAACCACAGACAGUGACAGUAAAAAACAGCGACCACACGUUCAACGCCAGCAGCAACAUAACUGUGAAAGUACCUCCCGGUUGGCGUGGACACGCGGCGUGUGUGCUGAACCGUGGAAAAAUUGGAGAGAGGGAAGAGAGGAUCGCUUUCUCCUCCUCUGCAUCGGCGGACGGGGAUGACCAGAGAGGACCGUCUCCGUCAGCAAUCGCACUGAUCUGCAUCACUAUAAUUGUUUGCUGUAUAGCUGUUGCAGUGUAUGUGAUUAAAAGGAGUUCUAGGAAGCACAACCAGAGAGAAGGAUCAUGUUCCAUGCAUGCAUAACCAAUGUUAGACUUUCUAGCUGCCUUUUGCGAUGCAAGCAUUACAAACCCCUUUCCUUUGUGA